Striga asiatica is the source of this 2673-nucleotide messenger RNA. The record is from the annotation of a GenBank genome assembly. Lineage: Eukaryota; Viridiplantae; Streptophyta; Magnoliopsida; Lamiales; Orobanchaceae.
AAAAAAAAAGGAAAAAGCUAAAGGCUAAUUUUGUCCUGCUAUUCCAUUUGCACCCCAUUAUCUGCACGGAAUUACGAUUCCUGCCAUCACACCUACAUGUGCUGCUUAUAAAUGUCCACUCAGGGCCCUCCCCGUGAUUUCUACCUUGUACGAGGGCUAAAUCCGUCAUAAUUUUACGCACAUGCCGAUUCGAUUUUUAUAUACAAAGAAAGACAACAGCCGUGGAGGCCCCGGAAACUGAGAUUCGCGGAAGUUAGGUGGCGGUGCAAAUGGCCGGAUUGCCUCCGAGACGGCGUCGUUUUCCCCUUCCUCUGGUGAUUCUUCUUCGUUUCUUCAUCCUUCAUUUUCUGUACGAGUCCCAUUGCAUUCACUGUUAGAAGAACCCUAAGGAGGUCUCAGAGGCUUUUUCUCUGCAAGGUUCGAGAAAUGCUGGCGGCGGAGGGGGCGGCGAAGCUUCUGUACGUAGUGGUCGUGGAGGAUGACCCCGCGGCGCCGGCUGGGGCGGCCGCCGGGAAUAAGGGUUCGCCAUCUUUUAGGUACACGCGUUCCGUUCUGCGGAGUACUCUGCAACUCAUGGGCUGCAAGGCUCGUCAUGCCUUUAAGAUUAGCCAAAGGGUAUUUGAAGUGAUGAAACGCAAGUACUUCCUGGAGAAGUUCGUCUCAGAAUGUGUAGAGGUUUCACCGCAGGCUGCUAAAUUGUAUUCUCAAGGGGAGAAUAAGUACUAUUUUCCAUCCAGUUUGAACAAAGAAGAAGUUGAUCAUUCAUCUGUGGCAGAAGAUGCGAGAAAAAGCAAACCAUUCGAAUUGUACAAAAGACGCACAACCUUGGUUGUUGGAAGAAAAUAUUUUCUAGAUGUGGUUUGUGAUGCUCUCUCAGAGUACAAGUAUGUGGGUCCAAAUCAGAGGGCUGAUCUAGUAUUAGCUUGCAGAAUCAGAGAAAGAAAGGAAUCUGUGACUGUCUUACUCUGUGGUACGAGUGGCUGUGGAAAGUCUACUUUAUCUGCCUUACUUGGUAGCAGGUUAGGUAUUACUACUGUUAUAUCUACCGACUCAAUUCGCCAUAUGAUGAGGAGUUUUUCCGAUGAGAAACAAAACCCGUUACUCUGGGCUUCAACUUACCAUGCCGGUGAACAUUUGGAUCCAGUUGCAGUCGCAGAAGCUAAGGCCAAGAAGAAACCCAACAUUUCUGCUGCCUCACUAGCUAAAGAUGAAGGGCUCAGUAAUCCCACGAGUGGAAAAUCCGAAGGCAAUGCAAUGACCUGCGAUUUAAUUAGUCCGAAGCAGAUGGCUGUUGAGGGAUUCAAAGCACAAAGCGAGAUGGUAAUUGACAGCCUCGAUCGACUUAUAACCGCGUGGGAAGAAAGGAAAGAAUCGGUUGUGGUGGAGGGCGUCCACUUAAGUCUCAAUUUUGUGAUGGGGCUCAUGAAAAAGCACCCUUCCAUCAUACCCUUCAUGAUCUACAUCUCGAACGAGGAGAAGCACCUGGAGAGGUUCGCCGUGCGGGCCAAGUACAUGACUCUCGAUCCGGCCCGCAACCGCUACGUGAAAUACAUCCGCAACAUCCGCACCAUACAAGAGUACCUCUGCAAUCGGGCCAACAAGCACCUCGUCCCCAAAAUCAACAACACCAACGUCGACCGAAGCGUCGCAAUCAUCCACGCCACUGUCUUCGGCUGCCUUCGCCGGCGCGAAUCCACCGACCCCCUUUACGACCCCGUCACGAACACAGUGCCUGCUGUGGAUGAGGAGUACCGUAGCCAGUGUGUGGCCUACUCGUUGAGCUCUAAAGGAAUGUUCCAGCUUAUUCAGAGGCAGGGUUCCACUAGGCAUCUCAUGGCCCUUAUCAAUGGUGAUGGCUCCGUGGCCAGGGCAUGGCCGGUUGACGUGGCAGGGGACGGGCCGGUUUAUGGCCCGCUGCGUGUCGGGAGGGCCGAGCCCGUUAACCUGCAGUUUGGUCACUUUGGGAUUAGUGCUUGGCCUGGGGAUAAUGGGGGCACGAGCCAUGCUAGCAGUGUUGAUGAGUCGAGGGGUGAGCUGACUGAUAAUGGGAGUAGGUACUACUCGUCGUGUGGGAGCUCGCCCAGGAUAUCUGAUGGACCUGCCAAAGAGCUCAAGGAAGAAAUGUCUGUGCAUGGUAGUGAUGAAGAGGAGGUCGAUGAGCCGUUGGAGGUAGACAGUGACGACGAUUUUAGUCAUGGGCAGAAGGAACUGCAAGAGGAGCUGGAGGGGUCUGUGGACGAGGAAUCUACAAAAUCGGACGAGGAGUACGAUGAUCUCGCCAUGCAGGACAGUAGCUUCAUGUGUGACGAUGACAACCAACAAGAGAUAAACCUUCGUAAAAUGAAGUCCUUGAAUUUGACACUCACUUCUGGAGGCGAACACCAAUUUAAUAAAAACGGGCUCUUUAAUGGAGACAACAAGGACCAACAAAAUCUCGACCAGUUCCCGAGAACAAAAAGCGAGCCUAUGUCGGAUCCACUAGUGGUGCAUGGUUUUGCAUCUCCACACAGGGACAGAAACGAGAGAAGAGUGCCUCCGCCAGGUGGCAAUUAUAGAGUGAGAAGGCGUUCUCCGAGCCUGCAUCAGUCGUAAGUUGUAAUAAUGUAACAAUAGACAAGUGAUUAAGAGGGUGUCUUAAACUUAUCAUCUUGGCCUCUUUUNUUUUUUCUGUGU